Purpureocillium lilacinum is the source of this 1839-nucleotide messenger RNA. RefSeq lists its product as uncharacterized. The record is from RefSeq and is a predicted model, not a curated record. Gene Ontology annotation, biological process: oligopeptide transport; transmembrane transport. Gene Ontology annotation, cellular component: membrane. Gene Ontology annotation, molecular function: transmembrane transporter activity. NCBI's taxonomy places the organism in Eukaryota, Fungi, Ascomycota, Sordariomycetes, Hypocreales, Ophiocordycipitaceae.
AUGACGAGCGCGGUGCAACUCGACAACGAUGCCAUCACCAAUGCCGGCCUGACCGACGCCGAGCACCAUGGCAUCCACAACAACCCGGCGCGCGGCUCCAUGGACGUCCGCAAGGCGUCCGUCGCCCGCCACUCGGUGAGGGACGUCGAGCUGGUCCUCGACGAGGACUACGAGGGCAAGCCCACCGAGGAGGAGAUGCACACCCUGCGCCGCGUCUCCGGCCGCAUCAUGUGGAGCAUGUGGACGAUUGCCUUUGUCGAGCUUUGCGAGCGUUUCUCGUACUACGGCUCUUCGGUCCUGUACACCAACUUUAUCAACCGCCCGCUGCCGCCGGGCUCUACGACCGGUGCCGGCGCCCACCCCGGUGCGCUGGGCAUGGGUCCCAAGGCCGCCCAGGGCCUGAGCUUGUUCAACAUGUUCUUUGCCUACCUGAUGCCCCUUGUCGGUGCCUGGAUUGCCGACGCCCGCAUGGGUCGUUUCUGGACGCUUCACCUUGCCAUUGGCAUUUCCACCAUCGCCCACGUCAUCCUCGUCGUGGCCUCUUCCCCCGCCGUCAUCUCCAACAACAAGGGCGCCUUUGGCUGCUUCAUCAUCGGUCUCCUGACGCUCUGCGUCGGUACCGGCUUCUUCAAGGCCAACGUCUCUCCGCUGCUCGCCGAGCAAAACGAGGACACCAAGCCGCGCAUCGAGGUCCGCAAGGGCGAGCGCGUCAUCGUUGACCCCGCGGUCACCAACACCCGUAUCUUCCUCUACUUCUACCUCUGCAUCAACAUUGGCUCCCUCACCGGCCAGAUCGGCAUGGUCUACGUUGAGAAGUACGUCGGCUUCUGGGUCGCCUUCCUCAUCCCCACCAUCCUCUUCCUCAUCUCCCCCCUGGUCCUGUGGUCGCAGAAGCGCAAGUACAAGCUCAAGCCCCCGACCGGCUCGCUGCUCUCCAAGUUCUUCAAGAUGUUCUUCUUCGUCCGCAAGCGCUCCAGCCUCCGCAAGUUCAGCUGGGAGGUCGCCAAGCCCUCCAACGUGCCCAUCGACCAGCGCCCCUCGUGGAUGACCUACGACGACGCCUGGGUCGACGAGGUCCGCCGUGGUCUCAUGGCCUGCAAGGUCUUCCUCUUCCUCCCCAUCUUCUUCCUCUCCUACAACCAGAUGACGGGCAACCUCACCAUCCAAGCCGGCACCAUGGAGCUCCACGGCGUCCCCAACGACAUUAUCCAGAACCUCAACCCCAUCUCCAUCGUCAUCAUGAUUCCCAUCAUCGACCACCUGCUCUACCCCGGUCUCCGCAAGCUGGGCUUCGCCUUUACCCCCGUCAAGCGUAUGACCUUUGGAUUCAUCAUCGCCGCGCUUUCCAUGGUUGCCGCCGCCGUCAUGCAGUACUACAUCUACCAGAAGAGCCCCUGCGGCUGGUACGCCAACAAGAUCUUCAAGCUCGAGGAUGGCAGCGAGAAGCCUUGCGACCCGGCGCCCAUUAACGUCUGGGCCCAGUGCCUGCCGUACAUUCUCAUUGGUAUUGCCGAGAUCUUUGCCAACGUCACUUCCUACGAGUAUGCCUUCUCCAAGGCCCCUGAGAACAUGAAGUCGCUCGUCAUGAGUGUCAACCUGUUCAUGAGCGCCGUCUCCUCCGCUCUCGGCCAGGCUUUCACCCCCCUGUCCGACGACCCGCUCCUGGUCUGGAACUACACCACCGUCGCCUGCAUCGCCUUUGUCGGCGGUAUCGCGUUCUGGUUCUGCUUCCGCCACCUCGACUCUGACGAGGACAAGUGGAACAUGCUCAAGAAGUCCGAGUUUAUCGGCAAGCAGCAGCCCGGCCUCGGAAAGGCUCACGAGGGCAGCGAGGUGUAA